Molecule: messenger RNA, 6520 nt
Organism: Choloepus didactylus (southern two-toed sloth)
Lineage: Eukaryota; Metazoa; Chordata; Mammalia; Pilosa; Megalonychidae
Gene: LRGUK
Product: leucine rich repeats and guanylate kinase domain containing
Exons: 16
Coding region: 159-4235 (1358 amino acids)
Cellular component (GO): cytosol
Molecular function (GO): protein binding; GMP kinase activity
Source: RefSeq, a predicted model, not a curated record
CGACUAAAAAGAGGAAAAUAAGCAGACGAAAAUGAGGGAAAGCCGAGCGCCAGCGGAGAAGGCGAGGAGGCGCGGAAACGCGGAGACUACAGCCCCCAGAAUCCCUUGCGGCCCCUCAUCCCCAGGCGCCAGUCUCCUAGACAACCUCGGUAAACAAGAUGGCGACCUCCGGGUGUCAUCCCCAGUCUCCCAGGAUUUGCGAUCUCCUGGGAGGCCUGUACAGUUCACGAACUGGAGCCCGGUCGAUACAGUUGCCCUCAGAGAAACAGAAGCACGUUUCGUCGUCUUCUUUUCCCAUGGGGCAGAAGCCGAAAGGUACUUUCCACAAAGCCUCCCACCUGCUUCAGCAGCUCAUUCACCGCUAUCCGGAGUCGGACGCGGAAGAGUACGAGGGCGAAGUAGAAUACGAGGAGUCUUCAGAGUCCGAAAUGCUGAAGCUGGAGGAGGAAUUUGAUGGGGUCCUGACAGAGAAGGCAGUGGCCCAGGCACUCCACAAAUUGGGGCGCUCAGGCUCUGGGACUGAGCAGGUCUACCUCAAUCUAACUUUAUCAGGUUGUGAUUUAACUGAUAUUAGCAUUCUCUGUGGAUAUGUUCACCUACAGAAGUUGGAUCUUUCAGUAAAUAAAAUUGAAGAUUUGUCUUGCGUGGGUUAUAUGCCUUAUCUUCUAGAACUUAAUGCGUCUCAGAAUAAACUGACUACUUUCUUCGAUUUCAAGCCACCUAAAAAUCUCAAGAGCGCAGAUUUUUCCUGCAACCAAAUUUCUGAAAUGCGUGAUUUGUCUUCGUACCAGGCUCUCACUAAACUAAUUUUGGACAGCAAUGAAAUAGAAGAAAUCAAAGGACUAGAGCUAUGCAUCAAUCUAACUCACCUUAGCCUGGCCAGAAACAAGAUCACAUCAAUUAAUGGCUUGAGCAUGUUACCAAUCAAAAUACUUUGUCUGAGUAAUAACCAGAUUGAGAAGAUCACAGGUUUGGGAGACCUGAAAGCACUACAAAACCUGGAUCUGUCCCACAAUCAGAUCACGAGUCUCCAAGGCUUAGAGAAUCAUGAGUUCUUGGAAGUGAUCAACCUGGAGGACAAUAAGGUUUCUGAGCUGGGUGAAAUAGAAUGCAUUGCAAAUCUACCUCUCCUUCGAGUUCUAAAUCUUCUAAGAAAUCCAAUUCAGGAAAAAUCUGAAUAUUGGCUCUUCGUAAUUUUUAUGCUACUACGAUUAACAGAAUUAGAUCAGAAGAAGAUUAAAGUGGAAGAAAAGGUUGCUGCGGUGAAUAAAUACAACCCUCCCCCUGAAGUGGUGGCAGCCCGAGACCACCUGACCCACAUUGUAAACAGCAUGAUGCAGCCACAGAGGAUCUUUGACAGCACCCUUCCUAGUCUGGAUGCCCCUUAUCCCAUGUUGAUAUUAGCUGGUCCUCAAGCUUGUGGUAAACGAGAACUUGCCCAUCGCCUCUGCAGACAGUUUAGUACUUACUUCAGAUAUGGGGCCUGCCACACCACAAGACCUCCUUACUUUGGAGAAGGGGAUCGAGUUGAUUAUCAUUUUAUCUCUCAAGAAACUUUUGAUGAAAUGCUAAGUAUGGGGAAAUUCAUUCUAACAUUUAAUUAUAGUAAUCACAAUUAUGGAUUAAAUAGGGAUACCAUAGAAGGCAUCGCAAGAGAUGGUUUAGCAAGCUGUAUUCAUAUGGAAAUAGAAGGUGUAAGAAGUUUGAAAUGUUCCUAUUUUGAACCUCGAUACAUCCUGGUGGUGCCCAUGAAUAAGAAAAAAUAUGAGGGGUACUUGCGGCGAAAAGGAUUAUUCAGUCGUGCAGAGAUUGAAUGUGCUGUCUCCAGAGUAGACCUUUAUAUUAAAAUUAAUCAGAAAUUUCCAGGAUAUUUUGAUGCAGUAAUCAAUGCAGAUGAUCUGGAUGCUGCCUACCAAAAGCUGAGUCAGCUUAUUAGAGAAUAUCUUGGAUUGACUGAGGAAUCUGCCAAGGGUUUGGCACCAACUGCAGGAGCUGCCUCUAGUAAGAAGACUCUCUCUGGGGUACCAGCACACCUGGUUCCUUCCCCAAGGCGCUUGGCGAAACUGCAAGCAGAUGGUCAGAUAACAGAACAUUUCUCUGGAAUGCAGACGCAGGCAAAGGUGCCUGAAGAUCAGAACCUGGCUCAUUCCCAGAACCACGAAUUGAAUCAGGAGGGAGAAACCCAUAAAAGAGAGCUUUCUCUCAAUAGCCAUGCCAGUUCUGAGCCUCCUCAACAGCCCAGCUCAUCAGCACUUGAUAUUCCCCAGCAGACCCAAGACUUAUCCCCAAACCAGAAGGUAGAAGAUGUCCAACAAUCAGAUCUUUCUCCAAAAACAUUGACCAAUAAGACAGAUUUCCCUGAAAAUGAGACCCUGUCAUCUGAGGUGAAAGCAAGUGAAGCAGGGCCGUCCUCUGCCUCUCCUUCCCAAGCGUCUCCACAGCAACCCGAAUCACUGCCAGCCCGCGACCCUCAGCCGGACCAGGAUGAGGAAUCGGGGGAGGCCAAAGUGCUCCCUACCAAUCCCCCUCCAUCCGAACCUCCACAGGGGCCUGGCCCAACUUCCCUCAGUCCUCAGAUAACUCAGGAUGAGGAAACUGAGUCGGCCAAACUUCCGCCCAGCAGUUCUUCUCAUCACAGUCCUCCACAAGAUCCUUCCCACCCUGACUCAGCAAAGGAACUUGAGCCAUCUCUGGGAGAUUCUCAACAACCUCUAAAUAAAGAAAACUCCCAAACAGAAGUUGUCCGGGUCAGUACUCCUUACCCAGAAUUGUCACCUCCCCAACACUUAUCAACGAAUACAACACAGAUGCAGGGCAGGGAAGACCCCAUGUCUUUGCUUCCUCAGAGCCAUUUGGCUCCCACCAGGCUGCCGCAGCCUCAGACACUCGCUCCCCUCCAGAGUAGGAGGCCCACACCCAAACUCCUCUCACCCAGCAGGGAAGAGGCUUCAGGAACAGCCUCUGACCAAAACUUGACUCCCUCUCCCAGGCUUCUGCUAUCUCAGGAAGGAGACACCAAUAAACUUCCUCCCAUCAGCCUUCCCCACACCAAACCUCCAGAGAAUCUGAGCCCCAAUCCCGCCCCAAAUCCUCAGCAAGUCCAUAAAGUCAGUGAGGUGAAACUCCCUCUUAUCAGUCCUCCCAUCCAGGAACAAGCACCACAGCACAGUCCCAAUCCGUCCCAAGAAGAGGAGGCACAGAAAAUUAAGCUCCCUCUCAUUGCUACUCCUUUCACAGAACAACAGCUGCAUCAGAACACAGAGGUUCAGCAUAAUUCAAGGCCUGCAAAGGAAAGGAAAACUCCUAACGUAGGCCACUCCUCCAGCAGGAAGAUUCCAGAUAUGCUGGCUUCACCUCAAAACCAAGAGCCAAUGCAGCAGACAGGAGCUAGAAAAAAAAAACUCCGUAUCCAAAAUGAGACAGCUAAAGGACCACCACAUCUGAAAAAGGUGCCGCCUGGACGCCAUCAGACAGCUUUGCAGAUAGAAUCCCAUAGUAAGCAGACUGCCAAAAAGGGCCUUGAUCGUCAUAACUCCAGCCCUACUCUGAGUCCUCAGAGGAACCAGAGAAGAAAAGUCCAUAAACAGGAAAUUCCUGAUCCACCCCACGCUGAAACACUGCCUAACAAUAGCGAAUUACAGGGAGAGAAAAGUGAAAAAGUCCAUCAUUCCAGAAAAAAGGUCCAUACCAGCCUCCCCCAAAAUGACCAGGUUCAGAAUGUGAGUGUGUCCAAAAAAGAAACAUCUUUGAAAAGAGAGAUUUCUGUAAGAUUAUCUGAAGAUAAUAACUCUACUCUUAGUGACGACCAACCAAGUCAAGAGGGUCAACUCCCACACAAGAGACCUCACCAGAGUAAAAAGGCCUCUCCAGAGUCAGUACAGGAGAGCUCUGCUCCUGUGGAAGGUCCAGUGAGAAAAGAACUGGUUCAUGAAAAAGAAAGUUCUCAGAAGACAAAGACUUCUGAGCCCACAGAGCAGGAAAGCAUUGUCCCCACCCAGCAGCCAGUAAAAGAGACACAAGCCCAUAGGGGGACUAGUCAGACCAGAGAGAGCUCUGUCCAAAGGGACAAUGCAGUUGUGACCAAGCAGCAACCCAAAGAGAGACGGACCCGAAAAAAUGGAGGGAUGCCAGAGGACAAAAACCCUGCCACUCCUCAGAAUCAAUUGUCUGCUGAGGAGCAGGGCAACCAGAAAGGAAGAUUGCGUGCCAGGGGCAGUCAGAGCACCAAGAUUUAACCCAUUCCUGAAGCCAUCAGGUCGUUUACAUCCGUGAACUCCUGAAGUGGUGCUGUCACGUAAUGAAAGGCUAGGGCUAGGGUUAUGAUAUUAUACAGUGGCUUUCUCUGCAACCUCAAGUCAGCACAGGUGGAGUGGCCAUGAGGUCCAGCCAUUGGAUUCUUAGAAGGCAGCCAAUCUUUGCACUUCUGUGCCUCUUUUGUGGCUAGCCAUUAUAGCCUGGAAAAGCAAUUCCUGCAGAAAGAUGCAGCAGCAAGCAGUUCCUCUGAUGGGCCAGUUUUGAAGGGUAGUGUCAGCAAGGAACCUUUGUGUCCAGACAUGAAUUCCAACAUGAAUUCCAACUCUAGCUUAAGCAGUGUCAGUGUCGUAUUGAAUUAAAUUUUGUUCUAUUCUUUAGGAAAAUCCACUUCUAGAUUAGAAAAUUCUUUUAUGCCUUUAUGAGGGGUUCAGAAGCAAAAAGAACUCUGAGAAAGGAAGGCUUUGCUCUUUCCAGGUCUUGGUCUCUCCCACAGAGAUUUCAAAUCCACAGUUAAUCUGUGGGAAUCUUCUGAAGAGAAGAGGACAAGUUCUUUACUUGCAUGACAUUGUGAUUGAAUGCUUCAGAUUUGCAUUGGUAUAUAGUGCCUGAAACUUGAUUUUGUUUGAAAUGUGUUUCAAACUGAAUACCUUCCUUUUCUCUCUGAAUAGGAAUCUUAUGUAAAUUAUACCACUCCUUCAUUAUGCCAGACCAUCUGGUUGAGUCAGUUAAAAGAACUAGUGGGGAAAAAAUGGAGGCAAAUCAGUUUUUCAUUUAUCUAUUCAUACUGUCAGGAUUCUUUUGCUUGCCAGUGACAAGGAGUCCAACGUGAGCCAGCUUAUGUGAAUUUAUUAGCAGGGAGUAGAAUAUCUCACACAGCCAAACUAUGGCAAGGGCAGAGGUGCAGCUGGGCCUCAGAGGGACUGGGAGCCAGUUAUGGAAUAUAACAGAGCUCUCAUCAUCUCCUGGACGUUGUUGUCUCCAAGAUUCUCGUCAUUUCUCGGGCUCUCAUCAUAUCCAGAAUGCUCAUAAUUCCCAGGUCUCUUGUUAUCUCGUGGACUCUUGUCAUCCCCAGGACUCCCAUUGUCUCCAGGAUGCUCAUCAUCUCCUGGACUUUCAUCAAAUCCAGGAUUCUCAUCAUCUCCAGGACUCUAAUCGUCUCCAGGACUCUCAUCAUCUCCAGGAUUCUCAUCAUCUCCUGGACUCUUGUCAUUUCCAGGACUCCUAUCAACUCCAGGACUAUCAUCAUCUCCAGUACUCUUGUCAUCUCCAGGCCCUUGUCAUCUUCUGGACUCUUUUCUAGGACUCUCAUCAUUUCUCAUCUCUUUGUUUUUCUCCACACUGUGUUCAUUUUUUUUGAAUACAAAUGACUAAAUAUCAGUUUCCACACACAGUAGGGAACUUGGCCACCAACAGAUCUCAGAUUUAACAUCUGGCAGUUCUGACUACUAGAAAAGGAUUAACUUGCAUGUUCUUCACUCCUAAGAUUAAAAAAUAAUCCGAGGGAAAGGCUCUGAUUGAUCCAGCUUGGUCAGGUGCUCAUUCGUAAACCAUCUACUGUGGCUGGGGGAAAGCGUCACAUUUAGACACCCAUUGGUCCCACUCAUGUAUGGAGGUUGCAUUCCAAGAAAAGAGAAUAAUUGUUACCAGAGCAACCAAUUCAAGAAUCGGCCCUUAAAAUGUAACACAUAUUUAUUGAGCACUUACCAUGCUAAACUGUAAUUUGGCUGUACUGUUAAAAUGUAGUUGAUGACUAACUUUCAAGUGUUUAGUGGGUAUUGGUGGUGUACCAGUAGUGUGUCUGAGGCUGGGACCUGGGAAAAUACCAGUGAUUCCCAGGAGAAUGCUUUACUUAGGGGUGCAAAGCUAGCUAUCAGAAUGCUUGAUGAAUAAACCAUGUUCUAAAUGCCUUUAUGAAUGUGUCUUAUAUUACACAAAAGAUAUGUUUCCACCAAAUUGUGUCUAUGUCAAAUAUUAUUUUAAAUGCAGUAGAGGAUAUUGCUAUUUUUAAAAUCCAGGAUGUAGGAAUCCUCUUGUAAAAUUAAGAGCCUGUAUAAAGCUAGUAAUUACCCUCCAAUUUAAGAUUGGAGUCUUAAGGUGAAUUUUUAAACACAUAUCAUAACUUAUUUUUCUUACUAGUUCAUUCAUCCAUCAAGCAUUUAUUGAGCACUUCCUACAUGCCAGGCACUAUGGUAGUUGCUAGAUGUAUUGAGAUGAUUGAUGAUGACAUUUCAAGGAGUUCACUUUUUAUCAAGGGAGACAGAUAAGA